Messenger RNA from Melanotaenia boesemani (Boeseman's rainbowfish), 973 nucleotides. Its product is annotated as pentraxin fusion protein-like. The transcript has 5 exons. NCBI's taxonomy places the organism in Eukaryota, Metazoa, Chordata, Actinopteri, Atheriniformes, Melanotaeniidae. Bases 16 to 747 code for a protein of 243 amino acids. The record is from RefSeq and is a predicted model, not a curated record.
UGACCUGAAACAACCAUGAACCUGUUACGUGUUGGCAGAGGUGGGGACCCAAAUGUUGGAUCAGAUAAAAUGAGACGUUUAGCCAUCCUUUUAUCCAUCAUCUCUGUGGCAUGGACAGGCAAUCCUCAGGGAACCCUCGGGAAGACCUUGAUUUUCCCCGUAGAGACAGAUACCAGUUAUGCGGAGCUGACCCCUCGGAAACCAAUGAACCUACUCGCGUUCACUCUGUGCAUGCGUGUGGCCACAGAGCUCCCCGAAAAUCGAGAGAUCAGCUUGUUUACAUAUCGUACUCAAGAUCAUGAUGAGCUGAAUUUGUGGCAGGAAAGUGACGGCAGAUUGUCUCUCUACCUCAGGAGUUCUAAAGACGGUGUUUUCUUCCGAGUCCCUGUUCUGGGUGCCCUGCAGACCCACCUGUGUGUCACCUGGGAAUCCAUUUCAGGCGCAACGGCACUCUUCAUGGACGGCAGGAAAAGUCUGACCAAAAUCUACAGGAAGAACCACCAGGUGGCUGGUGGAGGCCGAGUUAUCCUCGGGCAGGAUGCAGACAGCUUCCUUGGAAAGUUUGACUCAAGUCAGAGUUUUGUUGGGGCGAUCACUGAUGUCAAUAUGUGGGAUUCUGUUCUGUCAGACAGCACAAUCAAAGAUGUCUCCUCUGGGAUUAUUUCCCAAACAGGAAGCAUCUUUGACUGGGACACAGAAAGCCCUACAGUCAACGGGAAUGUCAAGAUUGUCCAGUUUCAGCAGUAGCUGGAAGGUUCUCAGUCAAUGGAAGAUCUCCAUCCUGCUGUAUGACCUACAUGAAGUUUAGGAGUGAUCAAUGAUCCCACAGCAGCAAUCAAAACUGAAAAUAUCAAAUAUCAAUGCACUUUCCAUCUGUAAGAUGUCCGUAACCCUUAAGUCCUGUUAAAAGAAAGUUGUGUUGUGACUGAUAUGUAAUUUGAAAUUUAAACCUCAAUAAAAUGAUGACGUUUAA